CAAAAUUUAAUAUCACAUUUAUUACAACAAAGAAAGUGCUUAAAUGUUAAAAGAGAAAAAAAAUGUUAAAGUGUAUCUUGAACGUUAAUUGUAACGGAUGUCCUCAAGUGCAAAUUGAAUCAUUUUCUGUUAUGUUUACUUUGUUUGAUAAUCUUAAUCGUGUAUAUGAGAUGUCAACAUUCCAUCCCAAGAACCCGUAUCCCAUGUCAGGGAAAUGCACUGAGCGCAGACUAAGCACAGAGAUGAAAUUAAUCGUCUUCCAUCCCCGGCUUACUUAACCGGAAGCAGGACUUCGCACCUUGGUUAUUGAUCCAACUGCAACAGUUUACUGAAAAAAAUCUCGACUUUAAAGAAACAGGAGAAAGAUCGCAGUUAUUGAGCAGUCGGUUUAAUUUGUUGUCUGAUUUUCAAAUGGAGGCCCGGAUGUUGUGGUAUUGAUGAAAUAGUGAAAAUACCGCCAAGUAAGGGCAGACGACAUUUACAGGUUCAUGGACGAAGAAUGAAAUCUUUAUUCAUUAACAAUAUCUUUUUAUAUCAUGUUUUCUUCCUCGUUGCGUCACAUAAAGUUCAAAGAUUUGAUGGAUGGUACAACAAUCUGGCUUAUCCCAACUGGGGUAGCGCAGGCGAAUCUCUUAUUCAUAAUAUAACGUCUGCUUACGUCGACCUGACCUACAUACCACGCCUGGAUGAUUUGCCCAGCGCCAGAGAUGUCAGCAACCUCCUCUUUCGACAGGACAUUGACAAUAGCACAGGACAUUCCAACAGAAAUGCCCUUUUUGCCUUCUUUGGUCAGGUUGUGACGUAUGAGAUCGUUGACAGUGAUCAAGCUUCCUGUCCGGCUGAACUUCUCACAAUACCUGUUCCAAAAUGUGAUGAAGCUUUCGAUAGCGAAUGCACAGGAAAUGGCGUCAUGCCAUAUGAAAGAAUAAAAUACAAUACGGACACUGGUCAAUCUCCGAAUAACCCUAGAAGACAGAUUAAUGCGGCCAGUAGUUACAUAGAUGCUAGUUUUGUAUACGGAACAAGCAGCGUGCGAGCUAGUUUCCUCAGACAUCCAGGUACCGGAAAACUAGCGUCGUUGGACUUAUGGGAGAAGUUUCCAGAUCUGAAUACAGUCAGACUUCCGUUCCUCUCGCUUCCUGACAAAGAUAACAAAAUCACAAAUCCAGAGACAUUAUGGAGAUUUGGUGACGAGCAUGUAUAUGAGAAUCCUGCUCUGUUAUCCUUUGGAGUUCUCUUUUUCCGAUAUCACAAUAAAAUGGUAGAGAGGAUAACGCGCCAAAAUGCCAAUAUCACAUCUGCUGUAGAUAUUUUCUACAAAGCCCGCCAACGGGUGACUGCUUCAUUACAGAAUAUUAUAAUGUACGAGUGGCUACCCAACCUUCUUAAUACGAAAGUUCCUCCCUACGAAGGAUACAAGGGCAACUUAGAGCCAGGAAUAACAGCAGUGUUUGAUGCAGCUGCAAUUCGCUACAUCCUUACGCUCAUACCUAUGGGCAUUCGAGUUCUAGAUGAUAGAUGUACCACGAAGAACAAAGUUCGACUGUGUACCUCUUAUUUUGAUUCUCAGGGUGUGUUGACCAACCACGAACAUGCUUUUGAAGACGUCAUGCGCGGAUUGCUUUUUCAAGCGGCUGAAAAAGAAGACAUGAAAAUAGUUCCUGAUAUACUAGAUAAAUACUUUGGACCUUUACACUACUCACGCCAAGAUCACGUGUCCUUUACCAUUAUGAAAGGGCGGGAUUACGGGCUUCCAGAUUACAACACUGUAAGAGAAGCUGUAGGACUUCGUCCAAUUAGAACAUUUGAAGACAUAAAUCCAAAUUUAGCGAGGGAAAAUCUAUUGUUGUUUAAUAAAACCCGUCAACUCUAUGGUGAUAUAAGCAAACUUGACGUUUUUGUUGGUGGGAUGCUGGAAACUAAUGAUGGACCUGGUGAACUUUUUACAACCAUCAUAAAGAACCAAUUCUAUAACAUUCGCCACGGGGACUGGUUUUGGUUUGAGAAUACCAAAUCAAAAAUAUUUACUGAUGAGGAGAUAGAAGAAAUAAAAAAUAUUAAAUUUUCUGACAUAUUGCUAUCUACAAGAACCCUAGAGCAUGAACAUGUUCCUAAGGAUGCAUUUGCCCUGUAUAAUCUAUCAGGGUGCAGUCCAGAGUAUCUUAGUGUGGAACAGCUGCCUUCCUGUCCAGAUCAUCAUGGAUACAAUUACUUCAAGGGGAGUGAAUUGUCCUUCAUCAUUUUGUGGACAUGCUUUGGGAUAAUUCCAUUUAUUUGCAUUUUAUCAGCGUACGCUGCAGCAAAAUGCAGGAAUUGGAAGCAUGAAAAAGUUGUACGAAAAAUGCAAACUAAGAUCAUGAAAACGGAAGGCAGAAGUAGUUUUACAGGAGGUGAAAGUAGUAAGUAUAUGGCAUACGAAUGGUUGGAUGAGAAGGAGGAUGAAAGAGCAGUUGUCAUAAAAGUCAAGCCUCGAUGUGAAAUCGAGGUUGAUAGUGUUACCGGAAGGAGAUUGCGCACAAUUAAGUUGUUCAACCAAGAGUCGGUUUAUAUGAUGACAUCAAGCAACAAAGGAAGAACAUACACAUCUAUUAAAGUCCCAAAAGAAUACGACCUGGUACUGAAGUUUAACAACAGUACUAAUCGUCAGCUUUUUGAAAAUGAAGUGACUCGAGCACUUGAAUCCAAUCAAAUACAAUGUAACGUCGUUGAGGAACGAGCGCAAUAUAUUCUGAAAAGCGCAUUUACUCAAAAGAAAAGAAAUCAAAGACUCGAGAAGUUUUUUAAAACUGUAUUUUCAGAGGCAUUUCAGAUGGAUUAUGAUCCAAAUUUAGAAGAUGAUCAAUUAGAGAGACAGCAAACAAACGAAAUUCUUGAGACCGAAUUAACUAAGGAGGAAUUUGCACAAGCGUUAGCCGUGAAACCUAAUUCAGAGUUUGUCGAAAACAUGUUUACCAUGCUAGAUACAGAUAGAAAUGGUUAUAUCUCCUUCAGAGACUUUUUACACAUGGUUGUUAUUUUUUCUAAAGGCUCUUGCCAAGAAAAAUUACAAACAAUAUUUGGUAUGUUUGACGUAGAAGGAAGGGGUAUUCUACAAAAAGCAGAUCUAACACGAAUGUUCAGUUCUUUACUAGACAUGGCAAACAGUAACCUCACCAAAGACUCCGUCAAAACGUUGAUUGAGUCUAUCUGCAGAGAACACGGGUUAGAAGAACACACUGAAAUAAAUUUUGAAAACUUCUGUCAGAUCCUUUCGCCACAGAUGGAUAAAUUGUGGAAUGCUGGGUUAGAUUGGAAAGGAAGACGAAAAUGCUUACCUAAUAACAAUGAGAAGAAGAGAGGAUCAGAAAAUGGUCGUCGUCGUCCAUCUGCCUCGCAUGAUAUCAUUAAAAGAAAGGGAAGUCUGGCCUCAUUAUCUCAGGCAACAGAUGAAGACGGCAAUCGAACACCAACCGAUUCUCGUAGAAGUUCAGAUGUUCGUACCAGGUUUAUCGCCAUCAGAGAAGAAUACCAUCCGGCCAAGGCAAAAUUGAAGACUUUCACGCACUUCAUAGAAAACAACAGACAACACAUCUUCUUUCUCGUCAUCUUUUUCGGGGCAACUUUUGCACUUUUUGCAGAGAGAUUCUACCACUAUACGGUAGAACGGGAGCACAGCGGACUGCGCAUGAUCAUGAGCUACGGCAUCUCAAUUACACGUGGUGCAGCGGCGGCAAUGUCUUUCACAUUCUCUAUUCUAUUACUGACAAUGUGCCGCAACCUUAUCACUUGGCUACGAGGGACCUUCCUAAAUCUGUAUGUCCCGUUUGAUUCCCAUGUUGCCUUCCACAAAGUGGUUGCUUGGACUGCUUUAUUCUUUACAUGUCUACAUAUCAUUGGUUACGGAUUCAAUUUUUAUCAUCUAGCAACUCAACCAACAUCACACCUAUGCAUCUUUGAUUCAAUAGUACUUAGAUCUGAGUUUCAACCUACUUUUAACUUUUGGUUUUUCGGGAAUAUGACAGGUUUUACUGGCGUGCUUUUAGUUAUAUGUAUCUGCAUAAUCUACGUAUAUGCCACCCAAACGGCGAGACGUCUGAUUUUCAACGGCUUUUGGUUGACCCACAAACUAAUUGUGGUUAUGUAUAUAUUAACCAUUUUACAUGGGGCUUCUACCAUCGUCCAAAAACCAAUGUUCUUUGCUUACUUCAUUGGACCAGCCAUUCUCUUCACCAUAGACAAAAUGAUAAGCAUGAGCCGAAAGAAAACCGAAUUGGCUGUGAUCAGAGCAGAAAAGUUACCUUCAGACAUAACCCACAUCGAGUUCAAGAGACCCGCAAAUUUUGACUAUCAAUCUGGACAAUGGGUUCGAAUCGCCUGCCUGACUCACGGAGCGAACGAAUACCAUCCGUUCACAUUGACGUCUGCUCCACAUGAAGACACACUGUCACUCCACAUCCGGGCACUUGGUCCCUGGACAUGGAACAUCCGCCAGGAGUUCGAUCCCGAGAAUCACAGAGACGGUUCUUAUCCUCAUAUAUACUUAGAUGGGCCGUAUGGUGCCGGACAACAGGAUUGGUACCAAUACGAAGUGUCUGUUCUGGUUGGGGCAGGAAUUGGGGUAACACCCUAUGCCUCCAUACUUAAAGACUUCGUUCACAUGGCCUCCAUCAAAAACAUGUUUAAAAUGAAAUGCCAGAAGUUGUACUUUAUUUGGGUGACUGGAAGUCAGCGUCACUUUGAAUGGUUAUUGGACAUCAUUAGGGAAGUAGAAGAUGUUGACGAGAAAGGCCUAGUAUCUGUGGACAUUUUCAUCACACAAUUCUUCCAACAAUUCGACAUGAGAACAGCUAUGCUGUAUAUAUGUGAGGAGCAUUUCCAAAAGCUCUCUGGUGGACGCAGUGUUUUCACCGGACUUAAAGCAAACACCCACUUCGGAAGACCUCAGCUCAAUAGUAUGUUUAAUGCUGUGCAUAGAGCUCAUCCGACGGUGAAAAAGAUUGGUGUGUUCAGUUGUGGACCACCAGGAAUAACAAAGAGCGUAGAGCGGGGUUGUAUUGAGGCCAGCAAUAGUACAAGAGCGCUGUUCGAACACCACUUUGAAAACUUUUAAUCUCAAAAUUUUGCCAGUUUAAUAACUAUAUAUUGUACGAGAGUUUUUCUCUUUAGCUUAAAAGUAGUUUGAUGAUUUAUUUUAUGAAUUUGUACCUAGUCAUUAAUGCUGUAUACAAUUAGUUUUCGCCCAAUUUUUUUUUUUCAGUAAUUAUGAAGUCAUUGUAUAUUUUUUCACCUUUUUAUUAGAAUAUCCAAAGAACUGGUGCAAUCUGGCAAGCAUGUCAUGCAUAUUGUUAGUUAAAGUAGUGCCAUAUAUAUUUUAUCGAAGUGCCAAAUCUGAAAAUAUUUAACAAAACUGAUGAUACGUAGUUUUUCGAGCAUUUAUUAAACUUUUUUCUCAAAUUAAAGAAGUACACUGUACUUCAACAAAAUUUGAAUAUGAUUUUUUUAUUACUAAGUAAACACAUUAAAUAAUCUUUUAAAAUGCAAUGCAACUGACUUGUUCACAGUUGUUAAAAAAUACAUGUAUGUAUAUGUGCGUACAUGUGCAUUUGGGGGUUACAUUAGGUCAUUAAUUUUGGUCAAUUGCAUAAAAC
Molecule: messenger RNA, 5627 nt
Organism: Saccostrea cuccullata (small rock oyster)
Lineage: Eukaryota; Metazoa; Mollusca; Bivalvia; Ostreida; Ostreidae
Product: dual oxidase-like
Exons: 33
Coding region: 500-5089 (1529 amino acids)
Biological process (GO): response to oxidative stress; superoxide anion generation; defense response
Cellular component (GO): NADPH oxidase complex; plasma membrane
Molecular function (GO): heme binding; calcium ion binding; peroxidase activity
Source: RefSeq, a predicted model, not a curated record